CCGACGUUUCCCAGUUCACAUCUCUCUGCUUCCUCCCUUCCUCGCGCCACAGUUCACAUCCAUUGGUCGGUCUCUCUCUGUAUUCUCGCCGUCGAUCUUGAUCUUUUGCCCGUUGGUGCUCUUCCGAGGGCUCUCUCGCCCUCGCGCAAACGAGCUCGGGGGUAGAAGGGAGGAGGAAGAAGACGAAGAGGACCGCUGUAAAGAUUCCAUUUUUGGGGUCGUUUUCGCCUUCGACGUUCUCCCCGAGGUAGCGAUAGGAGAAGGCCCUCUGCUGCGGCUUCUUCUGGUCCUGCCGACCCCCCGUCUUAGGUUUUCUGAUCUUGAAGCAGAAGAAGCGAUGGAGUCUACCAGAGUGACGCCGCCACCCAAGUUGGGAACGCUGGCUCGGGCCUUCCAUAAGAUCCGUCGCCUCCGCCGCUCGGCCACCAGCUCUGCCAGCGGCGCCGACGUUGCCCUCGGCGAGGAUGGCUACUCGAUUCACAAUCUGAAGCUGUCGCAGAGCUUCAGCGACUACUCCUCGAUCCUGUCUGAAGGCGGCACCGACUUUUGCAAGGUCGAGUAUGAGAAGCAGCUGCAGCAGAAGCUGUCCUCGAGGGACAAAGAAACCAUGGAGUCCCUCCUCGCCAACCUCUUCGCAAGCAUCUCCGCUAUCAAAGCUGCCUACGCCCAGCUCCAGACGGCGCAGUCGCCGUAUGAUCCCGAUUCGAUACAGUCUUCUGACCUGGCCAUCGUUGCUGAGCUCAAACGCGCCUCGGAGCUGAAGCACUCCUACUUCUGGAACCAGUCCUUCCUCCCAUAUCCUGCUCCUAUGCCGCAGCCGGCGCUCGCAGCCCAGAUCGAAGAGCAGCGCAAUCUAAUCAAGACAUACCAGAUCACCACGAACAAGCUGGAAGCCGAUCUCAAGCUCAAGGAUUCGGAGAUCUUCUCACUUCAUGGGGAACUGAUCGAGUCUCAGAGAAGUAACCAAGCCUUGGAGUCGAAGCUUCAUCCUGGCCUCUCUCUCUGCGCCCUGGAUGACCUACAACUCGACAGCUUAAGUCCUGCAAAUUUCCUUGCCUUUCUGCGAUUCACCUUCAAGGCCGUCACAUCCUUCGUCAAGCUAACGGUGAAGGAAAUGGAGUCAGCAGGAUGGGACGUCGACGCUGCUGCCACUGCCAUUCAACCGGACGUGCCCCUCCUCCGUCAGAAACCCGCCGUUCGGACCUUCGCCUUCCAGUCCUACGUCUGCCAUAAGAUGUUCUCUGGCUUCCACCACCAACACUACGACCUCGCUGCCCUUGGAGACCGGUCGAUGUGGGGUCGGCGCCAGUUCUUCGACGAGUUCACCGAACUGAACCGUCUCGGAUCGACUCGAAAGCUAAGCCAGAAGCACCAGGGGAUCGCGAAGUUUCUCAGGGCCAAGUAUCAGGCGCUGGUGCAUCCUAAGAUGGAGUCAUCGUUCUUCGGCAGUCUCGAUCGAGGUGCUGCGGUCCAGGACUCGGCGUUCUUCGCUGGGUUUGCGGAGAUGGCGAGGCGAGUGUGGCUCCUCCACUGCCUGUUCUUCUCGUUCGAGGACCGGUCCGUCUUCCAGGUGCGGCGGGGGAGCCGGUUCUCUGAGGUGUACAUGCAGAGCGUGGGGGAGGAAGAGGAAGAGGACGAGGGCGUGGAGGAGGUUGCAGCCGCCCGAUUCAGACCGGCCACGGUCGGGUUCACGGUCGUCCCCGGGUUCGGAGUCGGUGGGACGCUGAUCCCGUGCAAGGUCUGCCUCGCAUCAGCGGCUUCAGCUGAUGAUCGACGGUCGUGAUGCGACCGGCUGACCAUCGGACGGUGCACCACGUAGGCAUCAGGCUCUUUGGCUACGUGAUGCAUGGGAGAGUAGUCAACGCGAGAGAUCAAGAAAAGGGAAGAAGGAAAUAUGUCUCCGAACGACUAUGAAGCUGAAAGAUUAGAUGUUAAUUGAUGUCGCAAGCAGGACCUGCUGUUGUUGUUUUCUGAGAUCAUAUUAACUAUAUAAAUAUAUAUAUGUAUGUAUGUA
Musa acuminata AAA Group (dessert banana) is the source of this 2014-nucleotide messenger RNA. RefSeq names its product protein GRAVITROPIC IN THE LIGHT 1-like. The record is from RefSeq and is a predicted model, not a curated record. The transcript is spliced from 3 exons. NCBI's taxonomy places the organism in Eukaryota, Viridiplantae, Streptophyta, Magnoliopsida, Zingiberales, Musaceae. Bases 338 to 1783 code for a protein of 481 amino acids. Gene Ontology annotation, biological process: response to red or far red light; negative gravitropism.